Ictalurus punctatus (channel catfish) is the source of this 5460-nucleotide messenger RNA. RefSeq names its product filamin A interacting protein 1-like (gene filip1l). The transcript has 8 exons. NCBI's taxonomy places the organism in Eukaryota, Metazoa, Chordata, Actinopteri, Siluriformes, Ictaluridae. Bases 390 to 4115 code for a protein of 1241 amino acids. The record is from RefSeq and is a predicted model, not a curated record.
UCUCUUUAUCCACUCUCCCUCUUCAUUGCUUUGGUGAUCCUUUCUUCAUUAUUCCUUUAUCUAACAAACAGUAACCUGUUUUUCUAUUCUUUCUUUGUAUAUUUGCUUAUCCUUUCAAACUGACAUAAUUUAAACAGCCACAAAGAUCCUAACUCCCACACUAUCUUUAAGAGGCAAUCUGAAGAAGAGCAGAGGAGAAGAGCAAGCGAAUCAACUUUUCUCACUUUGGAAUCCCCUUAAAACCCAUUUGCAGCCAUUGGAUAUCCCCUUAUCUUCAUGUUUUUCUUUCUGGUGUUUUUCACACUGGCAUUCCUACUUCCAGUAAGUGAGCUGUGCGUAUCUCUCCGCACAGUUGUCCUGGACAAUUAUGGAUAUUAUACCACUUCUUCAUGAUGGCUGACCAACGCCCUCAUUCAGCUGGACCUUCUUGCUCUUGGCUCCUUAAUCUCUCAGGCCUGGGUGAAUAUCUACAUCAUCACCUGGCACAUUUGGCAAUGGACGUUACAGGUCUACUGGAACAUCUCAGCUCUUCACCUGUACCCCCAGGACCAGAAGCCAUGCAUUCCCGUAGCAGCAGCCUGGAAAAUAUUUCAGAGGUGAAUUCAUCUCAGCGGCCGCUACAGCAAAGAGAAUUUAAGAGCUUUCGAGAUGCUAGCCAAACAUGUUACAGGGAACCCCCAGACAACAUGAGUACAGUACAGCAAAACCACAAGAGCUGUUGCUGCAGCCAGAAACACAACAAAAACAAUGAACUGACAGAGCAGACAUCACUGGGGAACAGCAGGGACCUCUCACAUGAUGAUCUCCUGCUCCUGCUGAGCAUCCUGGAGGGAGAGUUACAGGCCAGAGAUGAGGUGAUCACGGUGCUGAGGGCAGAGAAGAUAGAUCUGGCAUUAUUGGAGGCCCAUUAUGGCUUUGCGACUCCUCCGAAAGUCCUUCAGGCCCUGCAGAGAGACACCAUACAGGGAAAAUGUCAUGGCUGGCAGGAAGACAUCUAUGAGAAGCCCAUUGCAGAGCUGGACAAGCUUGUGGAGAAGCAGAGGGAGACAUAUAGACGUAUGCUGGAACAACUGCUGCUAGUAGAGCAGGCACACAAACAGACACUCCACAAACUAGAGAAUGAGAAGCGGAAUCACAGCGAUUACAUGAAAAAAAGUGAUGAGUUCACCAGCCUUCUCGAACAGGAAAGAGAAAGACUGAAGCUACUCAAUGAUCAAGAAAAAACUUACCAGGAACAAAGAGAGGAAGAGAAUAAAAAGAAGGUCACCAAUCUUAAAGAAGAACUGACUAAACUGAAGUCAUUUGCCCUCCUGGUUAUUGAUGAACAGCAGCAUGUCACAGAACAGCUGGGUGAGCAAAUUGCAAAGGUUCAGGAGCUGCAAGCUGCUGCCAGAGAGGCCCAAGAGGAGCUGACCUCAGCACAGACCAGGGCACAAAACAUGGAGAGCAAAGUGUUGCACCUGGAGGCAAAAAUACAUGACCAGGCUGUUCAGUUCCACCAAGAGCAGGAAGCCAUGAGCACCAAACUGACUGACGAAAACAGCCAAAACAGACAUCUGAGUCAGAAACUGUCUACACUUUGCCAAGAGCUGGAUGAACUUGAAGCAUCAAACAAGGCCCUUCGCAGGGCAGAAGAGGAGCUACAGGAGCUAAGGGACAAAAGUAGCAGUGGGGAGAAUGGAAACGCUAACCUUGUGUCAGAAGUGGAAGAGUUGAGGAGAAGAGUGGUAGAAAUGGAAGGAAAAGAUGAGGAAUUGAUCAAAAUGGAGGAUUUGUGCAGGGACUUUAAAAGGAAGCUGGAGAGGGAGUCCAUCCAGAAUCGUAGUCUGAAAGCAGAGGUGGACAAGCUGAAUCACAGAAUUAUGGAGCUUGAAAAAUUAGAAGAUGCCUUAGGAAAGAGCAAACAGGAAUGUAGCUUGCUCAAAUGCAACCUUGAGAAAGAAAGGACAGUAACUAAACAUAUGUGUAAUGACCUAGAUAUUCUGAGGGUAAGGAUCAAGGAACUAGAAGCUGCUGAAGGUCUAUUAGAGAAGACAGAGUGGACACUAAAGGAAGAUCUUGCAAAACUGAAAACACUAACAGUAAUGCUUGUUGAUGAAAGGAAAACCAUGGCAGAGAAACUGAAGCAACUGGAAAACAAGGUUCAAAAUAGCACUGAUAAACUUCAGGCCGAAAAGGACAAAGUCACAUCAGUGACAGAUAAGCUGAUUGAAGAAAGCAAGAAAGCUUUGAAGAUCAAAGUGGAGAUGGAGGAAAAAAUCUAUAUCACCACCAAGGAAAAAGAUGAUCUGAAGACCAAGCUAAAAGCUGAGGAAGAGAAAAACAAUGCCCUUCAGUCCAAUGUCAGCAUGAUGAAGAAGAGGCUUUGGUCCUUGGAGGCUAUUGAAAGGGAGUUUUUGAGGAACAAAGCAAAACAAGAGAACAUGAAGAGACCCACCCCAAAUGGUUUCCAACAGGAAGACAACAAAGUGAAAGAUUUAACACAGGAAGAAGAAGGGCUCAGAAGGAAACUCCAAGAGAUGAAUGUGGUUGAAGAUGAUCUACUGAAGACACACAAUGAGGGUGAAUCCUUGGAAGAGAGAUACUCCAAUGAAAAAGGCCAAAUGGAACAAUUAGAGAUCACAAGGAAGGACCUUUCUAAAUACCAACUGGGUGAGAAGGAAAAUUUUAACCAAGACAUUCUGUAUAAGCAACUGAAAGAGGAAGCGAUCAAGCCCAGUCAUCUGACCGAAGAGGUAGAAGCAUUAAAGGAAAAGAUACACAAUUACAUGGGCACAGAAGAGUCCAUCUGUAACAUGAAAAGAGAAUAUGCAACUCUCCAGAGAAAGCUUACCCAGCAGGAAUUCAGAAACAAGGAACUUGCUAGGGAGAAGGAGAGCUUAACAAGGGAGCUUGAAAGAUAUCGUCGCUUUAGUAAGAGCCUCCGGCCUGGCAUGAUUGGAAGACGGUUCUCAGACCUACAAGUCUCUACAAAGGAGGUUCAGACUGAACCAACAGAUAGCCUUACACCUACUACUAAGAACCUUAGUCAUCUAGAGCAAGCUGUGGUGAAUAGGAAAAUGUAUGAGGAGAGUAAUCAACAGUAUGAACCCGAUUAUAAUGAGAUUACUCCAGCUAAAUGUAGUCCCUCACUCAAAAACAGUAAUAACCACCAGAACAAUACAAAGCUAAUUAGAAAUAAUUUAAAGAGUAUAGAGAUACACCAGCUUAUCAACUGCAAAAUGCAAACCACACAAAACGGAACUCAUGUUCAGCAAGGGGAUGUGUUAGUCACCCAUAAUCCGAGCCAACAUAUCCACAUCAAGUUGACACCAGACCAUAGCCAUAAGGCAGUUGCUGUUGAGACUAUGAGUUCUACUACAGAAAAUACUCAGUUUUAUACUACUACAGCAGUUAUCCCAACCAGUGGUUGCACCACGAAACAGCAAAUUACUAUUGACCAGAAUGCAGCAGUCUCAAUACAGAAUAAUAAGAGUUCUUACAUUGAAAUCCCUUCUACACCUGAACAAUCAGUGUCACCUCUUAGUAUGACAACUUAUUCCCAAACAGUGAUUCCUGAAUUCACAAGUUUAUUGACACCAGACAGUGCAAUGUCACCAACUGAGAUAACAACAGUUACAACAAGAGUUUCUGAUAGAGCACAGGAGACAGAGGUCAAAGCAGGUCACACUAUAUUCUGUGCAACACCACAAAGACAAAAUAACUGGCAUGAUGUGCAUAGGUAUAAUAAUUCAAGUCCAAGUGUCAUCACCAAUGAAGACAAGAAAAUUCAAGUUCCCUUAGACCUCCAGACUAUCAACAGCAAUACAGAACCCCCCAGUCCCUGUUAUUCUCCUGGCCAGGAGCAAAGAACCUCAGCAUUAUUAAGCAAUGCUCUGGCCAAAGUUAACAGCAAAAUUGUUAGUAGCAUCAGGAUAAAGCCUGCCUCAACUCCAAUCCCACAGCUGUCACAAAUUACAGUACCUGUUGAAGCAUUCCAGCAGUCUGGCCCCACAAGGAUACCUAAACCUAAAGCCUACAGUACACCAACAGGAACAAAUUCCACGGCUGCGCUGACACAAAAUGCAGGAACUUCCCAAGCACUGCCGAAAUUGGGGGGAAAACAUAUACAAUGACUUGAAUACAGGGGACCUGUUUACAAAGACAUAAUGAACAUUAUUUCAGCAACGUUUCAGAAACUGGGAAGAAUUUUACAUGAUUUAAUAUUUGUUUAUUUUUGGCAUUACUCAUCAGAAAAAAGCAGAAAUUUCUGAAUUACUUGUGAACAAUUCUCAUGAGAGACAGGAGAAAAUAAGAUCAAAGCCAGUAAGUUUCGUUAUAUUUUUAAUGUUGAAUCAGACCGAAACUGAACUAGACUACCAGAGAUCCAUUAUAUUUUUAGAAUACACUCCAACUCCCAUGGUCCCUUCACACAUUACAAGACCUGACAACAUUAAAACAAGAAGUCUAAGUACUAGAAAAUGAUUUUAUUUAACUUAAACAGUCUGUAAAAAAUACAGUGUUUAUAUUGCUUAGGUGCUUUAAAUUUCUGUGCAUUUUAACAGUGUAAAGCAACCCUUUGUCCAAGAAGAAUCUGAUUGUUCUACUGCUGUGCAAAACUGACCCUACAGAAUAACCAUUCUGUAUCGUGCUGUCACUCAUUCCACUGAAGUUAAUGCAUCUUAAAGCACAGAAGUGAAUUUUCCUUGAUUUUGGUGAAAGCCUCAAAAUGAAUAUUAAUUGAUAUUUUUCAGAUAUGAAUCACAGAAAAGACUUAUUUUAAGACCACUAUAACAGAAGUACGCUAUUUGACCAAUAGUAUGUGGACACCUGAUCGUCACACCUAUAUGUGGGCCUUCACCAAACUGUUUCCACGAAGUUUGAAACACAUAAAUGUGUAGAAUAUUUUUGCAUUGCUGUAGUAUCAACCCUACUGAACACUUUUGGGAUGAAUUGGAACUGGCCUAUGUGCCAGGCCUUUUCGCCUGACAUUAGUGCCUCACAUAUGGGUGUGAUUAGUCAGAUGUCCACCUCUGAUGAUUUGUGUUCUCUGUUGAUUUGUUGUCAUUAGCUUGAUGAAAGAUCCACAUAUGGAUUUUAGGCUAAAUUAUGCUUGUAUUUGCAAUGCUGUUAAUCUCCAUGAGAGUCCCUGCGCCCAUCAGCUACCACAUAGUGCUAAAAAAUUAUAGGCAAUUUUUUUCCUGUCGGUAUAAAUACUGUUUUAUCAUAUUUAAUUACCUUUUUUUUUCUCCAGACAAGAUUAUGAUGUUCAUUUCCGAUUAGUUGUAUCUGAUUCCAAGAUUGCUAAUUGUUUGUACUUAGAGCUACGUAAAGUUUAGCGGAGUUUAGGGGAAUUAUGGGUCGCAUAUAGAAAGGGUUUCUAGCUGUCCGAAUAGCUUUUUGUUAUGGCAGUGGUCUCUAAUUCUUUAUUUUGAAAUGUGACCAUUUAGAAUCCACUAAAUUGUGUAAUUCUUGAACUGA